AUGGCUCCUCCUCACGGAAAUGGCACGGAGAAUGGGGACGUCGAAAAGGAAUACGCGAGACAACAGAGCGUCGACAACACCGCCGACACUGGCGAGUAUGGCAACUUGGUUCGCUUCAUCUCCAACUACAAAGACGGUCGGCGGGCUUCGAUCGCAGCAAGUAGUAUUGGAGCAGAGGAGCCAAAAAAGAAGUGGUGGCAGCGAAAAGGAAAGGGCGGCUCGGCCGACAGCUUCGAGACACCAGAGGAGUGGUUAAACACCGACUGGAAACAAGGUCUCAAGACCACUGAUGUCGAGUCUCGACGACGAAAGACCGGAUGGAACGAAUUGACCACCGAAGAGGUCAACCUGUUCCGUCAAUUCCUCGGAUACUUCCAAGGUCCAAUUCUCUAUGUGAUGGAACUUGCUGUCCUCCUCGCUGCCGGUCUCCAAGAUUGGAUCGAUCUUGGUGUCAUUAUUGGUAUUCUGUUGCUUAACGCCAUUGUUGGUUGGUAUCAAGAAAAGCAAGCCGCCGAUGUCGUCGCCUCUCUCAAGGGUGACAUUGCUAUGAAAUCUAUUGCCGUUCGUGAUGGUGCUGAGGUCGAAAUCCCAGCUCGUGAGCUUGUUCCCGGUGAUAUCAUUGUCAUCGAAGAUGGUACCGUCGUCCCAGCUGAUUGCCGAAUUAUCUCGGGUUACGACAACCCCAACGGUUACGCAGAAUAUCUCGCAGAACUCGAAGCACAACGCGGUGAUACCGUCAUCGAGGACGAGGACGAUGGAGCGGAGGCUGGUGAGAAACACGGGUCUGGUUACGCUCUCCUCGCCAUUGAUCAAUCUGCCAUGACUGGAGAAUCUCUCGCUGUCGACAAGUACGUCGCCGACGCCGUCUACUACACUACUGGUUGCAAGCGUGGAAAGGCUUAUGCCAUCGUCACUCACUCGGCCAAGAUGUCCUUCGUCGGUCGCACUGCAUCUCUGGUUACCGGCGCUCAAGAUCAAGGUCAUUUCAAGGCUAUCAUGAACUCCAUUGGUACGGCGCUCUUGGUCUUGGUCGUCUUCUUCAUCCUCCUCUCCUGGAUCGGUGGUUUCUUCCACAACUUGCCAAUUGCCACUCCUAUGGACAGCUCCGUCAAUCUUCUCCACUACGCUCUUAUCCUCUUGAUUGUCGGUGUCCCCGUCGGUCUGCCAGUCGUCACCACCACCACCCUCGCUGUCGGUGCGGCGUACCUCGCCAAGGAGAAGGCCAUUGUCCAGAAGCUCACUGCCAUUGAAUCUCUCGCUGGUGUCGAUGUUCUCUGCUCCGACAAGACCGGUACGCUCACAGCCAAUCAACUCUCCAUCCGCGAGCCGUUCGUCGCUGAAGGUGUCGAUGUCAACUGGAUGAUGGCCGUCGCGGCUCUCGCGUCCUCCCACAACGUCAAGUCCCUCGAUCCUAUCGAUAAAGUCACCAUCUUGACCCUCAAGCGUUACCCAAAAGCAAAGGAUAUUCUCUCCCUCGGAUGGAAGACUGAGAAGUUCACUCCUUUCGACCCUGUCUCCAAACGUAUUACCGCGGUGGUUGUCAAGGAUGGUGUUACCUUCAUUUGUGCCAAGGGUGCGCCCAAGGCUAUCUUGAACCUCUCGUCCUGCUCCAAGGAAGUCGCAGAUAUGUACAAGGCCAAGACCACCGAGUUCGCUCGUCGUGGAUUCCGUUCUUUGGGUGUCGCCGUCAAGGAGGGUGACAAUGACUGGCAGCUCCUCGGAAUGCUUCCUAUGUUCGAUCCUCCUCGUGAUGAUACCGCUGCCACUAUCGCUGAAGCUCAAGUUCUCGGUCUCUCCGUCAAGAUGUUGACUGGUGAUGCUAUUGCUAUUGCUAAGGAAACUUGCAAGAUGCUUGCCCUUGGCACCAAGGUUUACAACUCUGAACGUCUCAUCCACGGUGGUCUCUCUGGUUCUACUCAACACGAUCUCGUUGAGAAGGCCGAUGGUUUCGCUGAAGUUUUCCCUGAGCACAAGUACCAGGUCGUCGAAAUGUUGCAAGAGCGUGGACAUCUUACUGCCAUGACUGGUGACGGUGUCAACGAUGCUCCAUCUCUCAAGAAAUCCGAUUGUGGUAUUGCCGUCGAGGGUGCUACCGAAGCUGCCCAAGCCGCCGCCGAUAUUGUCUUCCUCGCCCCUGGUCUUAACACCAUCGUCUCUGCCAUCAAGAUCGCUCGUCAAAUUUUCCAACGUAUGAAGGCAUAUAUCCAAUACCGUAUCGCUCUCUGUCUCCACUUGGAAGUUUACUUGGUCACCUCUAUGCUCAUCAUCAACGAGACUGUCCGUACCGAUCUCAUCGUCUUCCUUGCCCUCUUCGCUGAUUUGGCCACCAUUGCCAUUGCCUACGAUAACGCCCACUUCGAGCAACGUCCAGUUGAAUGGCAACUUCCAAAGAUCUGGGUCAUCUCCGUCAUCCUCGGUAUACUUCUCGCUCUUGGUACUUGGGUCCUCCGUGGUUCCCUUUUCUUGCCAAACGGAGGUAUCAUCCAGAACUACGGUAACACUCAGGGUAUGCUUUUCUUGCAAAUCUCCCUCACUGAGAAUUGGCUCAUCUUCGUCACCCGUGGAGCAAACACCUGGCCAUCUUGGCAACUCGUUGGCGCCAUCUUCCUCGUCGAUGUCCUCUCCACCCUCUUCUGUGUCUUUGGAUGGCUCACUGGACCAGGUGGAGUUGGAAUCCAAACCAACCCACCAACCCUCAACUCCCACUUCUCCGUCAACGGUGAUACCGAUAUCGUUACUGUUGUCGUCGUCUGGGGAUUCUCCAUCGGUGUCAUCAUCGUCGUCGCCAUCGUCUACUACCUCCUCAACAAGAUGUCAUGGCUCGAUAACCUUGGCCGUGCCAAGCGUAACCACGCCGAUACCAAGAUGGAGAACAUCAUCGGUCACCUCUCCAAACUCGCCCUCCAACACGAGCGUGAUGAGAACGGACUCGACCGCUGGCACAUUGCUCCUCGCGCAGCCGAUGCCGAGGAUGAUGACUAG
Molecule: messenger RNA, 2982 nt
Organism: Glarea lozoyensis ATCC 20868
Lineage: Eukaryota; Fungi; Ascomycota; Leotiomycetes; Helotiales; Helotiaceae
Product: Calcium ATPase, transmembrane M
Exons: 5
Coding region: 1-2982 (993 amino acids)
Biological process (GO): regulation of intracellular pH; proton export across plasma membrane
Cellular component (GO): plasma membrane
Molecular function (GO): ATP binding; P-type proton-exporting transporter activity; ATP hydrolysis activity
Source: RefSeq, a predicted model, not a curated record